AAAUGAGCCAGUGGAAGCAAAUUCAGCAGCUGGAGAUGAGACUACUGGCGCGUGUGGAUGAGUUGUAUGAUGAUAAUUUUCCGAUGGACAUCAGGCAGGGUCUGGCCGGUUGGAUCGAGGCACAGGAUUGGGAGUCGGCGUCUGCCAACGUCUCCAUGGCGGCGGUGCUGUAUUCCAACAUGUUGUCCCAGGUGGAGGUGGCAUUGUCUCAGGAGCUCAACUUCCUGCACAGACACAACAUGAGGAUUACGCAACAGCAUUUACAGAUGAAAUACGCCAGCAACCCGGUGGCCAUGUCUAGAGAGAUCGCCAACUGCCUCGAAGAAGAACGGCGGAUCCUCUCCAGCGCUUGCGUGCAGCAGCAGAGCCCACUGGAGAAAUCACUACAACUGCAAAAUUCGGCCGUCCUCGAGAGGCAAAAGAACUUAGACCACAGACUCGGGAUGAUCCGGACUAGUGUGCAGAUCAUGGAGCAAGGAGUCAAGUGCAUCGAGAACAUGCAGGAUGAUUUUGAUUUCCGCUACAAGACCCUUCAGUCUCGAGAGCCAUCGGAGAGGAACUCUGAGUUGAUGAAACAGGAAGUAACCAGACUACAGGAAAUACUCAACAGACUCGAUUUCAAAAGGAAGGAAAUCUUGUCCAAGAUGGCCGUGGUCAUCCAGGAGAUGGACGACCUGAUGAGCUCUCAGCUCAGCGUUGAGCUCCGGGACUGGAAGCGCCAACAGCAAUUGGCCGUCAUCGGGAGUCCGCUGCUCACCGGCCUUGACCAGCUGCAGACUUGGUUCACUCUGACGGCGCAGAGUCUGUUCCAGCUCAAGCGGCAACUGGACAAGCUCGGAGAGCUGGUUUUGAAAGUCACCUACGAGAGCGACCCCAUCCCCGCUCAGAAGCCUCGCAUGGAGGAACGCCUCAAAUGCCUCAUCUAUCACAUCAUCAAGAAUUCCUUUGUGGUGGAGCAGCAGCCCUGCAUGGCCACACAUCCGCAGAAACCGCUGGUCAUCAAGACCGGGGUGCAGUUUGUCACAAAAGUCAGGCUCCUGGUGAAACUUCCAGCGGUGGAUUAUCAGCUCAAAGUGAAAACAACGUUUGACAAGGACCUCCCCCCCGGCCGUGUAAGUCGGCAGUUUUUCAUCGUGACCAAUACCACCAAAGUCAUGGACGCGGACGAGGUCAACGGCUGCCUUUGCGCCGAGUUCCGACACGGGCUGAAGGAGAAGAAGUGCGGCAAUUCCGCUAAGAGCAAAGAGAGUCUGCUUUUUGUAACAGAAGAGCUUCACUCUCUGAGUUUUGAGGCCCACUUGACAACGCAGGGCCUCAACAUUGACUUGGAGACGUCUUCCCUGCCCCUGGUGGUCAUUUCCAACGGGAUUCAGAUGCCGGGCGCCUGGGCCUCCAUCAUGUGGUUCAACCUUUUGAGUCACGAGCCCCAGAAUUUGGGCUUUUUUGGCAGUCCGCCGCCAGCCACCUGGGCUCAGCUGUCUGAGGUUCUUAGCUGGCAGUUCUGCACUAACUCCGCUCAGGGUCUCAACAAGGAACAGAUUGACAUGUUGGGAGAAAAGCUUCUUGGUCAACACUGCUCCAAUAGUGACCAAGUCCACUGGUCCAAGUUUUCCAAGGAGAAUAUUCCAGGCAAGCCUUUCAGUUUCUGGGUAUGGCUGGACUCUAUUCUGGAAUUGAUCAGGAAGCACUUGCUGCCUGUGUGGAACCAAAACUACAUCAUGGGAUUUGUGAGUAAAGGGAAAGAGCGCACUCUGUUGCGGGACAAGGAGUCGGGCACCUUCCUCCUGCGCUUCAGCGAGAGCCAUCUUGGAGGAAUCACCUUCACCUGGGUGCAGCAUGGCGACGACGGAGAAGCGACGUUCAACUCAGUGGAGCCGUACACCAAAAGCUUGCUGAGCACGCUCCCCUUUCCUGACAUCAUCCGCAACUACAAAGUGAUCUCCGACGGGCUGGUCCCCACCAACCCGCUCAAGUUCCUCUAUCCUGACAUUCCGAAAGAUAAGGCCUUUGGGCAGCUUUACAACAAUCUACCGAGCAAAGCGAAUCCAUACAUACCGUCCACUCUGAUCCCCUGCUCGGAAAUGCGCAGCUCCAAUGUGAGCCCCCCGUCGGCCCCUUGUGAUUCGCCCCAGCCACCCAUGACCCCGGGAGAGUUUGACAUGCUUAACCAGACCCUGUGCUUCGACAUGGACGUUAUGAAUUCUGCCUAUUGAGAAGAAAAGCGGACUGACAGGAUGCAAACCAAGAAGAAGCUGCUCACGUCAUAGCUUGCUGUGCAUUUUGUUCAUAUUUUGGCUUUUUAGUGCGCAAUUGCACGUUUUGUGUGGUCCAGGGAGUAAAUAAAGGCAAAGCAAUUAUUUGCAUAAUAAAAAGAUGUCAAGAAAA
Syngnathus typhle (broad-nosed pipefish) is the source of this 2385-nucleotide messenger RNA. It is a transcript of the gene stat4, whose product is annotated as signal transducer and activator of transcription 4. The transcript has 23 exons. Gene Ontology annotation, biological process: regulation of cell population proliferation; regulation of transcription by RNA polymerase II; response to peptide hormone. The record is from RefSeq and is a predicted model, not a curated record. Lineage: Eukaryota; Metazoa; Chordata; Actinopteri; Syngnathiformes; Syngnathidae. Bases 3 to 2213 code for a protein of 736 amino acids. Gene Ontology annotation, molecular function: DNA-binding transcription factor activity, RNA polymerase II-specific; RNA polymerase II cis-regulatory region sequence-specific DNA binding.